Molecule: messenger RNA, 417 nt
Organism: Penicillium maclennaniae
Lineage: Eukaryota; Fungi; Ascomycota; Eurotiomycetes; Eurotiales; Aspergillaceae
Exons: 2
Coding region: 1-417 (138 amino acids)
Source: RefSeq, a predicted model, not a curated record
AUGGCCAACAAUCGCGUCCCGAUCAAUUACCAAAUCCCCUCGUUCCCUUCGCUGUACGAUCCUAUUCCGUCGCAUCACCACCAAGCGUAUUAUCUCUACUUCACGAAGGAUAUUUGGCGGUACACGCUCUUAUGGACUUUGAUUUUCUACGCCAUUACGCACUUGCCUGUCGCAGCGUGUACGGUCUUGACCCAUGGAAGGAACUGGAGUGUUAUAUGGCUGGUGCCGUUGUUCUAUAGCGUCGUUGCUGGCCUAGAAGGGUUGUUAGCUGGGAGUAUUGUUGGACUUGUGUUUGUACUCGGUGCGGUAUAUGAAGCAGGCAAUUUUCGAAUGUCGACGUGGGUGCCUUUGAUCUGGGCUGGCGUCAAUGUGAUGGUUCUCAUCUUGACUAGCUUUCCGAUGCAAGGCGGAUUAUGA